Molecule: messenger RNA, 1908 nt
Organism: Nylanderia fulva
Lineage: Eukaryota; Metazoa; Arthropoda; Insecta; Hymenoptera; Formicidae
Source: RefSeq, a predicted model, not a curated record
AUGGCCGUCGUCGUCGUCGUCGUCGAAUCGGGGAAAAAAAGGACGAAGGAUGGUAAAUGGAAAAUUACAGAAAAUGCGAUCGGCCCUUCGCGAGCAGAAGCGCCCGCGAGAAUUCCGAUUGAUUUAACCGCGAACGGCCACAUUAAUUCUGCGCGCUGCGUAAGACGUGGAAAAAUCGAGCACAAUGGGGGGAUGGAUUGGGGAGGAUCAGGGAUGACCCCGCGCGGACAGCGAAAAGCGCGCAGUUUUCCCCGAUCCGCCUUUGUUAUACCGUGUGUAUGUGUGUUUGCAGAAACAAACGGCCUGAGGAUGAAGCAGCUGAUAGUACCCAAGCACGUGGCCCGUGGGGAAACCAUACGCCUCGAGUGCGACUUUGAGCUGGACAACGAGAAACUGUACUCGGUCAAAUGGUACAAGGACGGCAACGAGUUCUACCGAUACGUGCCCCAGGAAAAACCACCCGCCAUGGCGUUCAAUCUUCCCGGCGUUACGGCGAUCAUUCACAAUUCCACCGACAGGACGGUCGACCUUUUCUCCCUGAAUCUCAUGAGCACGGGACGCUACAGAUGCGAGGUUUCAGCGGAAGCGCCUUCUUUCCAGACCGUUUCCGACCAUUCGGAUAUGGAAGUGGUCGCACUGCCGAAGGACGGGCCCAUCAUUACGGCGACUCCGCGAUCCGGGAAACAUCGUUAUCAACUCGGCGACGUCAUACGGCUCAAUUGCACUUCAGCAAAGUCGAAGCCACAUGCCACGCUCAGCUGGUUCAUCAACGGCGAACCCGUCGAAGCGCAGUUCUUGAAGCCGCUCUUAACCAACGUAGACCGGGAGGGUCUAGAGACCGCCACGCUCGGUCUAGAGUUCCGUCUGCGCACGAAACACUUCAAGAAGGGAGACUUGAAGAUCAAAUGCCUGGCGACGAUAUAUACCCUAUAUUGGAAAUCGAAUGAGCUCAGCAUAGAGGGCGAGAGGCCCCUGAAGAUACCGGUAAUGGAGAGCAGGGAGACAAGGGCGCAAGGGCACACGCAUGCAGAGCAUAUCCUAGCUAGCGGAAGUGUUACGCUGGCACGACCAUGCGUCGUUCUCGUAAUCAUGGGAUUAUUGAUGCUCCGGUAAGGAUCGAGGAUACCAAUCGCCGCCCUUCGUGCUCAUCCUCUAGGCCUCGAGGAGAAGCCACCCUCACGAUGUGACACGAUUACGUAAUAAAUUACCCGUGUUGUUUAUAUUUUUUAUAAUUGCAAUUAGAGUGGAGCUAGAAACCACGUAAAUAAUUGUAGGCAGACGACACACACACUAUCAGUACGUUAGAUUUAAACUCGGAUAUGCGGAGAGAAUGAAGAGAGUAAAGGGGUGGAUUUUUUUUUUUUUUUUUUUUUUUUCAUUUAAAGCGAUAAGAUACAAUCCCCGGAACCUUGCGGCGACUUGGUCGUUUACUUUUCGCGUUAUACAAAUUACGUAUUUCUCGUGUAGUGCGCGAGGGACACGACGAACCAUGCAUUCUCGGUGUGUAUAUUCAUCGGAAGGACAGGCACGUCACAAAUCGCUGGUUUAUGUCAUGAAAAUUCAGAGUCGCGACUCUUUACAUCGCUCGCGGCGGCGACUCGUGCGUAAAGUGCAUAAAUCGAUUUCUUCGGAUGCACAUACGCACGUUACACGCGCGCUUCGUCUCUACGUGAAUAUUCGCCGCGCAGUGCAAACCGAGAACGUGACGAAUCUGCAUUUCAUCGAAUUUUUAUUAACUGCCCUACGUACGAAUUAUAGAGAUGAUAGAGUACAAGUGCACUUUAUUCAAUUUGCAAGACAAUGUAAUAUAUUAACGAUUUCAGCAUGACAUGUAUGUAUGAAAAAUUCCCCGCACAUGGUCAGGAUAUAUAUAUAUAUAUAUUUUAAAAGAUUUCUACACAGAGAGAA